GGCCUCGGCGCGUGCCGUCGUCAGCUGCCGCGAGCAGGAAGCGCGGGGCUGUUCCGGGCUGCGGCCAUGGCGCCCGACCCCUGGCUCUCGCUGUAUGAUUGCACUUGCCAGAUUGCACAAGAGGUUGCUGAGAAAAUCCAGGAGCGUAACCGGUACCAAAGGAACGGGGAAAGUACAGCAAAGCUCAAUGUGUUAAUCAGAUCAUCGCUGCAGAAUCUCAAAGAGAAGAUUGAUCAUCUGAAGGACUUGCUGCUUCGGGCUGUAUCAACACACCAAAUCACACAGCUGGAGGGGGACAGGAGACAGAACUUGGUGGACGACCUUCUCACACGACAGAGGCAACUUCAGGCAUCUUACAAGAAUGAAGGCACAGAACCAGAUGUGAUAAGGUCUAGCCUAAUGACUGGAGGGGUCAAACGAGGUGUAACCAACCCAUGGCUCCUGGAAGAAUCUGAGGAAACCAGAGGGCUUGGCUUUGAUGAUAUCAAGCAGCAGCAGCAAAGGAUCAUAGAAGAACAAGAUGCUGGGCUUGAUGCUCUUUCUUCAAUCAUAUCCCGGCAAAAGCAAAUGGGGCAAGAAAUUGGGAAUGAACUGGAUGAACAGAAUGAGAUCAUUGAUGACCUCACUAACCUGGUUGAAAACACGGAUGACAAGCUUCGCAAUCAAACACGGCACGUGAAGAUGGUGGACAAAAAAUCGACCUCCUGUGGAAUGCUGGUGGUGAUUGUCUUGCUCCUGAUUGCGAUUGCUGUGGUUGCCGUCUGGCCAACAAAAUAAUGCAAAUUUGGGGCCCAUUCAAGCUGCUGUUCGACAGCUGAACGUGGAGGACUCCAGAGAAGAGAUCAACUUUGUGCAAAGACCUUCCAUAUUUUAAAUAAACUCACCAGUAUUAGAAUGAAGCUGUGUCCGAUAGACAUCCGUCCAUUCCCUCGUUCAGGGCACAGCUGAAGAUUGCUGCAUGAUUGGAGGAUGUGAACGUGAGAAGGACUCUUUUCCUACUUUAAUUUAGUAUUUCAGGAGGAUGCACUUGCUUAUGGAAUAGAUUCAUUUCUCAGUGCAUCUACAUCUAAGUAAGUGAUCAUAUUGGGAUGCUGUAUGCCUGGCCCAGUCUUUCUUCUGUUGAAUGGUUGGUCAUCUUGACAGUUUUAAAAUACUGUCAGCUGAUAAUACUGGGGGUUGGGGGUACAUAAGUGGAGUUCCUGUACUUUCUGACACCGUUCUUUGGAAUGAGGAUUCUUACAUUUCUCAAGGAAUAAAUGUUUAAGGCAAGGCAUGGGUAUAGACUCUAGCAAGAUGGAAAACUAGAGAGCACAUGUAGCCCUAAAGUGAAAAGCAUGAUGACCAGGGUAUAGGAACUCAGAUGAACUGCACAAAAACAGUCACGAAUGAGUCAUCUUUGGCUGUUGUGGGAAAAUUAUCAGUGUUGAUCUCCACAGAUAGAAAUGUAAACAGCAGUGGGUCUUAAACACAGCCAGGUGCAUAAGAGCGGAAAGCCUUGCCCAAAAUGUGCUCAUAAGGCAGGAGCCUUAUCUGCCUUGCUCUGGGGCAGGCUUUCCACAGCCAGCUAACCGCAGGAGAUGCGCUAGUAUUAGUGUACUAAUCUUGGUGGUGGAAAUCUGCCUCUUUCUUUUAUAAUUUUUCACAAACUGUUAAAAAGGAAAAGAAACUGUAAAUAUUUCAAAACUAACAAAAAAGAAGCAUUGGAUGCUCACUUCUGGCCAAAAAGUUCAUCGUUUUGUUACAUGUGCCAGUGUGAUUGUCAGAUUGAUAGAGGAAGCAAUAACAACAUUGAAUAAAAGCUGAACCAUUUAUAUACAA
This is a messenger RNA of Rhea pennata, 1818 nucleotides long. It is a transcript of the gene STX8, whose product is annotated as syntaxin 8. Gene Ontology annotation, molecular function: SNAP receptor activity; SNARE binding. Gene Ontology annotation, cellular component: SNARE complex; endomembrane system; membrane. The coding region runs from base 67 to 777 and encodes 236 amino acids. Lineage: Eukaryota; Metazoa; Chordata; Aves; Rheiformes; Rheidae. The transcript has 8 exons. The record is from RefSeq and is a predicted model, not a curated record. Gene Ontology annotation, biological process: vesicle fusion; intracellular protein transport.